AUGAUUCUAAUCUUGACAGCCGAUAUGGCUAGCACGGUCACUUCCUACGAUUGGGACGUUACUACCGGGCUUGACUUGACGACAAACAACAUAUUUCACUUGGAGAUCCGAAAUGCGUCGGAUAUCAAUGAUGUGAAUGUAGUUAUCAUCAGUCGGAACUUCAACCUCACCAAAGGGACCUCGACAUCCUCAACUACUACCACGAGCUCUUCCAGUACAACCUCCAGUACCAGUACAGGGGGAGGUAUUACCACGGCGAACUUGCCAUCCACAACCCAAACCACAUUUCCUCUCUCGACAGGUAGCACGGCAAGCGAUAGUAACAACAGUAGUGACAGUGGCCAGAAAUCUGGCCUGUCAACUAAUGGAAAGAUUGGCGUGGGAGUGGGCGUUGGCGCUGGGUGUGCCUCUGUGGCCGUUUUGGCAGCCUUCUUCUAUAUGCGUCGUAAGAAGAAAUCAGAGUCAACCGAGGACGACAUGGAUGACUAUAGCGGAUAUGGCACCCCGGAGCCAGAGUCAAGGCCUGAAUCAACGCGAGCGCUGAAACCACGGCUAAAGCAGGAGCCGAUGCCAGCGCCCAUACAAAAGCCGACACCAGCGCCAAUACAAAAGCCAACACCAGCGCCAAUACAAAAGCCAACACCAGCGCCCGUACAAAAGCCGAUGCCAACGCCUAUACAAAAAUCGAUGUCAGAGCCCAUACAAAAGCCUGUACCAGAGCCCAUACAAAGGCCGGUACCAGUGGCCAGGCAAGAUACUUACCCCAAAGUUGGAGAGCUGCACCGAUGGCCAGGAAAGGUUUUUGAGGCGCCUGCAAAUGAGGCACGGCCGGUUUUUGAGCUACAGGGCUAA
Penicillium macrosclerotiorum is the source of this 852-nucleotide messenger RNA. RefSeq lists its product as uncharacterized. Lineage: Eukaryota; Fungi; Ascomycota; Eurotiomycetes; Eurotiales; Aspergillaceae. The record is from RefSeq and is a predicted model, not a curated record. Bases 1 to 852 code for a protein of 283 amino acids. The transcript has a single exon.